AUGAUCGUCUGCUUGCUACUUUUGUUAGUGAAACCUGCAGAACCAUGUUUGCGCAUGAAAUCUCCUGAAGACGUCGGGAUACCCGGAACUUUGCCUGUGGAUCCCUUCACGAUGACGAUUGCUUCAGGAUUUCAGACAACGCAAUGUACUACGUGCAGCGAAACAAAAACAUCACAACGAGUGAAUCCUUUGAAAACAACCACAAAGACUCCAGCAGUGACAACCACAAAAUCAAUAGUGCCACUUCAAUGCCAGAAAUUCACUCCAUUCAAGGAUCCCAUGAAUGCAGCAGCCAAGUGCACCGCCACAACUGGUAUGAAUAGCGCCGGUUGUUCCAAACUUUCAGUCAAAUGCACGAUAAACCCUGGAUUCGAAUGUGAUAUAACUAAAUGCAUGGCAGACCCUGCAUAUAAAUGUACUGAUGCGGCGCUUAUCUUGGAUCUCACUGGAGGCGAGUUAACUUUCACUGGCACAGGACCUGGGAAAAUUGCGGAGGCGUCAGUCACGUGUGGGAAUGAUGCUGUUUGGGUAGACUCAAGAGGAAUUCGAGGAAACACGUUGAUUGCGAGCAUAGCUCCUCAGAAUUGUCUUCCAUGCCAGACAUGUGCCCCAUUCACGGAUCCUAUGAGUGAGAAAGCCACUUGCACCGCCAACUAUGACUGCCGGCGUAUGACGUAUGACUGCCGGCGAUUGUGCCACACUUGCAGUCAAAUGUAUGAUAAACGCUGGAUUCGAAUGUAAUGACGUGGCACUUAUCCUGCAAAUCACCGGAGGCGCAUUAACGUUUACUGGCACAGGGCAAGCGCAAAUUGCAGAGACGUCUGUCACUUGUGGGAGUGAUGCAAUUUGGCAAGAUCCGAAUGGAAUUCGAGGAAACACGUUGAUUGCGAGCAUUGCUCCUCAGACUUGUCUUCCAUGCCAGACCUGCACCUCAUUCACGGACCCUAUGGGCGCUCAUGCCUCAUGCAUUGCCACCUAUGGCACAAAUAGCGACGGUUGCACCACACUUGCAGUCAAAUGUACGAUAAAUGCUGGAUUCGAAUGUGAUAUAGCUAAAUGCAUGGCAAACGCUGCAUACGAAUGUUAUGACGCACUUGAAAUCACCGGAGGAGCAUUGACUACUUCUGGCACCGGACCUGGGAAUAUCGCGGAGACUUCUGUCACGUGUGGGGACGAUGUAAUUUGGCAAGACCCGAAUGGAAUUCGAGGGAACACGUUGAUUGCAAGCAUUACCCCUCAGACUUGUCUUCCAUGCCAGACGUGCACCGCAUUUACGGAUCCAAUGGUUCCCGAAGCCACUUGCACAGUCACCGUUGGUAUGACAGGCGCCGGUUGCGCCACCCUUGCAGUCAAAUGUAUGAUAAACGCCGGAUUCGAAUGUAAUGAUGUUGUACUCAUUCUUGAAACCACCGGAGGCCCAUUAGCUACUUCUGGUACAGGGCCUAGGCAAAUCGCAGAGACUUCUAUCACUUGUGGGGCCGAUAAAAUUUGGCAAGAUGCGAAUGGUAUACGAGGAAACACGUUGCUUGCAAGCGUUGCCCCUCAGACUUGUCCCUGA
Molecule: messenger RNA, 1558 nt
Organism: Caenorhabditis elegans
Lineage: Eukaryota; Metazoa; Nematoda; Chromadorea; Rhabditida; Rhabditidae
Source: the annotation of a RefSeq genome assembly